GCAACCGGUGUUACAGAGCUGUGAUUUCACUUGUUGUUUCGCGCGUUGGUUUAUUUUGGAGAUCUAUCCUUAACUUCUUACAGGAAUUACAGAAUGGGUUGUGAGGGAAGUGUCAUGGAGGAUCCUGAUAAUGAAUAUGACUCCACAUGGGACGAUGAGGUUGAAGAACAACAGUUUGGCUUGAGGGUAACUAAGCAGCGGACAAUAAAACCAGAGAGAAACCUGGAGGCAGCUAGGGACAUGCAGAAGUUCAGGCAUGUUCAAAUGCCAAGACAUGCUUCCCAUUCACAUGGUCAAGUAAGUAUUGCAUUACUCACCAUUACUCACACCUGCACAAAACAAUAUUGUAUUUCAGUGACUUUACUGUAUAUCCUGUAUGUAUGGAAUUAUUUAAUCAUAAUUGUUGUGUUUUCACAGGAUAAUUUAUAUAAUCUUUAUUUCUAUCAGAAUAAAAUUCCAUUCCAGCCUCAUGGUGUAUGUAUUGAAGAUUUUCAUAAGGAUUGGUUUGGGAAUUACACGAGGCUGGAAAGAGUGCACUCCUAUAUUCAGUGGUUGUUUCCAACCCAAGAGCCAGGGGUAAAUACUUAUGCACAUGUCCUUACGCCAACAGAAAUAAAGCACUUCCGUGAGAAUACAACAGUAAAGAAAAGACUGUUAAAAUCUUACAAGCUCAUGUUGGAUUUCUAUGGCAUACAACUUGUCAAUGAGGAAACUGGAAAGGUUCAACGUGCAAAAAACUGGAGAGAUCGAUUUGAAAACCUUAACAGAAACAUGCACAAUAAUCUUCGCAUCACCCGCAUCCUAAAGUGUCUGGGUUUACUGGGGUUUCGUCAGUAUCAAGCACCACUGGUUUACUUCUUCCUCAAGGAGACUCUGAUUGAAGGCACACUUCCCCAUGUCAAGCAGAGCACACUAGACUACUUUAUUUUCGCUGUUUUGGACAAGCACGAGCGAAAAGAACUGAUCAAAUUUGCCUUCUUACAUUUUGAGCCAAAAGAGCUAUUUGUGUGGUGUCCUGAUCGGAUUCAAAGAAAAAUUUUGAAAGGAAACAUCCUUCGCCACCAUCAGCAUUGUCAAGAAGGGAAAUACUUUUAUGCACCACCAAGUAGACCUAGUACAAGAAACAAAAGGAUAAGAAAUGUAGUUCAUAAUAAAAGUAAUCCUACAGACCGACCUCUGGUCCAUCAGCACAGAACUAUACAAUGGUGAAACAGUGAGCAGAGUCAUGACCACAACCAUGACUGAAUGGGCUUGUUCAUUUUAUUAUAGUGCCAGAAAACAUCAACUAUAAGAACUAACCAUAAGAAACAGGCCACAGCAGGUUAAAAAAAAAGUUAUAAACAAUGCAUCUAGAAAAAUUUGAAGACAAUCAUCGACAGCCUGUUCAAGUCAGGUAAGCAACAGAAGACUGCUUUAAAGACUGGCAGUUUUGUAUUGAUGCAUAUGCAAAUGUGGUAGAAAAAUGUGCACAAGCAACAGAGAAUACUGGAGUCUUAAACAGAUUGUGAAGCAAAGCUGAAUCAAGGACUUGGGAGAGCUCCAGAAAGACUGGAGUGAGGCUGGAGUCAGUGCAUCAAGAGCCACCACGCAUAGAAGUCUUCAGGAAAUGGACUGUAACUGUUGCAUUCUUAGCAUCAAGCCACACCUGAACCUGAGAACAUCAGACGUGUCUUACCUGAGCUGAUGAGAAAUAAAACUGGAUUAUUAUUUUUAUUACUACCAUUACUCAGUGGUCCAAAGUCUUUUUUUCAGAUGAAAUUAAAUUUUGAUUGAUUACUGUUUAAAAUGAACAGAAAUCAUCUAGGUUUUUUUAUUGUAAAUUCUUUUUAAUUAUGUUUAGGAAAUAGUCUAAUAU
Messenger RNA from Clarias gariepinus (North African catfish), 1855 nucleotides. Its product is annotated as opioid growth factor receptor-like. Gene Ontology annotation, molecular function: opioid growth factor receptor activity. The transcript has 7 exons. Lineage: Eukaryota; Metazoa; Chordata; Actinopteri; Siluriformes; Clariidae. The record is from RefSeq and is a predicted model, not a curated record. The coding region runs from base 94 to 1209 and encodes 371 amino acids. Gene Ontology annotation, cellular component: membrane.